This is a messenger RNA of Paraglomus occultum, 504 nucleotides long. The record is from the annotation of a GenBank genome assembly. Lineage: Eukaryota; Fungi; Glomeromycota; Glomeromycetes; Paraglomerales; Paraglomeraceae.
AUGGCUGAGAUCGAUAGACUCUCCACCAUUCGUUCAUGUGUUCAAGAAGGACGAUGUUGGAUACAGGCAGCGAGUCCGGCUGCAGAUGCAGAUAAUGCAAAGGAAAAGAGAAAAUCAACUGAGGAGCUAGUGCCAUUGAUGCCUCGGAAAAAGCAGGCCAAGGACAAAAAUAUACCAGUUCAUGCAAUAUUUGACAAAAGAGAGCAUUUUGUAAUUACUGUUCUGACACCUGGAACCAAAACUAAGCAAGAAUUGGAAUUAGACAUAUAUGUUGCAGAGAAUGACAAGGGGCUACGCAUAAGGGGCCAGUUUGCGGAAAACUUGGUGGAGGGCGAAUUAAUUUCCGGGAAUGGAAACAUGCCCACUGGGCUAUUCGAAUUCGAUGUGGCUUUUCCAAGCUGCAUUGAUACAGCUGUUGCUGCGGAUGUAAACGUUUCUUGCGGAUUAACGACAAUCAUGUUAAAGAAAAAGAACAAAGAUGUUAAGGAACUUGCCAUAGCAUAA